Molecule: messenger RNA, 741 nt
Organism: Trichomycterus rosablanca
Lineage: Eukaryota; Metazoa; Chordata; Actinopteri; Siluriformes; Trichomycteridae
Gene: sft2d1
Product: SFT2 domain containing 1
Exons: 8
Coding region: 48-530 (160 amino acids)
Biological process (GO): vesicle-mediated transport
Cellular component (GO): membrane
Source: RefSeq, a predicted model, not a curated record
GUUUUAGGAAGUGUCAAAAGUAAUAUUUAAAGCAAAAGAAGCGCAACAUGGACAAACUUCGGCGUGUUUUAAGUGGCAGAGAGGAAAAUGAAGAGCUGGGACUUACUUCUCAGAUCCUGGAUGCCUCAACACUUAGUUACAGCACAAGGAUCAAGUGGUUCGUCAUAUGCUUUGCCUCUGGGAUCCUGUGCUCCAUACUCGGUACUGCACUGGUUUUCUUGCCCAACGGAUUGAAGCUGUUUGCAGUAUUUUACACUUUAGGAAACAUUUCAGCACUAUCAAGCACCUGUUUCCUGAUGGGACCAUUGAAACAGCUAAAACGCAUGUUUGAGCCGACAAGACUCAUAGCCACCAUUGUCAUGCUGCUGUGCCUUGUCCUAACCUUAUGCUCAGUGUUCUGGUGGAAUAAAAAAGGACUGGCUAUUAUCUUCUGCAUUUUACAGUUUUUAGCAAUGACAUGGUACAGCAUCUCCUACAUUCCUUUUGCGAGAGACGCAGUCAUGAAGUGCUUCACCAGUUGUUUGAGCUAAAGCUAUUUUUUCAGCAGUCCUUUCCAAAAGCCAAGAGUAAAUAUGUAAAAUAUUAUCAAGAUUUAAAUUUUAUUAACUCUCGCUUUGCUAGCAUAAUCAAGCAUACACUAUACUUAGUUGAAACAUCCCUUACAUUUUUGAUUACAAGACCAAUUAUAAGCACUGCCAUGUAUUAUAUGACAUUAAUAUAAACAUAAACAAUGAUUUCAUU